Echinostoma caproni is the source of this 864-nucleotide messenger RNA. The record is from the annotation of a GenBank genome assembly. Lineage: Eukaryota; Metazoa; Platyhelminthes; Trematoda; Plagiorchiida; Echinostomatidae.
ACCCAGGAAGCCGUCCAAGAGGCUAAGGCAUUGCUCGAUUACUCCAUAGAAGUGGUUCCUGUUCCGCGAACUUACGUGGGCCCGAUUUUGGGAUCCGGUCAAAGACACAUACAGCAUAUAGUGGAUCGCAUAGGUCUUUCGGGGAUGAGAAUUUCUGGUGCAUUAGCACCCGAUGUGCCUGAUUUUGUUGCAUUCCACCUCACAGGCACUCGUCGGGCUAUCGCGGAUGCAAAAAUGUUUCUGGAGUUUCAUAUUGCCAGUCUCCGUGAGUUGGAUGAAUUACGGGGAGUCAAAAGCCCACCAUUAGCCCCACCCACAACAGAAGUUGCACGAGACGGCGAUGCAGGCUCCGAACAAGAGCACUCCGCACCCGUUCAUCCGGCCACUGGCGGGAAACAGAAAAAAAGAGCUGGUCGAGCAUCUCAACAGAACCGUCGAAGGGUGCCUUCGCAUCAAACCAGUGAUAUAGGGAACGGCGACGGAACUUUGGAAAGUGGAGACGAAGCAAAUCGUGAUUCCGGGCCUGAAACAGACCACUCGGAACAACGAGCUGGACGACCAUCCCACCCGGAAAACUUCAAUGCAGGAAAUUCAAGACCUCCCGUAAAUUCACGUCAACGUCGGGCUCAAUAUAUGCAGUCGAAUAAUAGUGCUCUAUCAAAUAAUCGUGAUCCUCGAGAGAAUGGUGUCCAACAAAAGAAAGGACAAGUGAAUAGUUCGAACUCAGCAACACCCACGGAGCCCUACAUGAACGGAACAGCGGGUCCAAAGUCGGCAAGUUUUCGACAACAACCAGCACGCGAACAUAACCAGACAAGUCGCGCACAGCCGAGUGCAGCUGUUGUCGGCACAACGGCCACAUGA